Miscanthus lutarioriparius is the source of this 3336-nucleotide messenger RNA. The record is from the annotation of a GenBank genome assembly. NCBI's taxonomy places the organism in Eukaryota, Viridiplantae, Streptophyta, Magnoliopsida, Poales, Poaceae.
AUGCGCUGCCCGCUCGCCUGGUCGCCUGCCAAAGCCCCCACCCCCUCGCCGGCGAUGCUGCCGCGUCGCCGUAGCAACCACCCGGGCUCCUCCUUCCCCCUCCCGUUCCUCCUCGUCUGCGGCCUGCUCCUCGCUGCGGCCGUCGCAUUCUCCCCCGCCGCGGCCGCCGAGGCCGCUGGCCGCGGCGGCGGUGGCGGCGCUGGGCACGAGGGCCGCGCGGGGAAGCCGGAGGUCGAGGCGGAGGCGCGCGGGGAUGGGGUGGCCGUGGCGGAGGCCGGCGGCGAGGUGGUGGCUCAGGGCAAUGCCACGGAGGCCAAGGAGGGCAGCCUCGCCGACAUGAUUGACCGCGCGCUGGAGAAGGAGUUCCCGGAGUCCGAGGGCGAGCAGGGCGGUGGAGAGACCGAUCCUGGUAGUUUCAACAACACGGUAGCUGAGAAGCAGGGAGUUCUUGAAACUGUGGCUAGAAGAGUAACAAAGAAGAAUGAAACCAAAGAUAACAAGUCAUUUCCUUUUAAUGAGGUUUUCUUGGAUCGAUCUGAGCAAGAGGAUGUUCCCACAUUGAUUGAUCGGAAGGAUAAUGUUUUUAUCAUAUCAAACCCGAAGUCAAAAUACCCUGUGCUGCAGCUGGACCUUAGAUUGAUAUCAGAUCUUGUAGUUGUUAUCGUGUCUGCUACAUGUGGUGGAAUCGCCUUUGCUUGCCUUGGGCAACCGGUGAUUACAGGUUAUCUACUUGCAGGAUCUAUAAUUGGGCCUGGAGGUUUUAGCUUUGUCAAUGAAAUGGUGCAAGUUGAAACGGUAGCCCAGUUUGGUGUGAUAUUUCUCCUGUUUGCAUUGGGACUUGAGUUUUCUACUGCAAAACUUCGAGUUGUUCGUGCUGUUGCUGUUCUCGGAGGAUUGCUCCAAAUUAUGCUGUUCAUGUUUCUUUGUGGUAUUUUGGCUACACUAUGUGGAGGCAAAACAAAAGAAGGUGUUUUCGUUGGUGUUCUUCUCUCCAUGUCUUCAACAGCUGUGGUUUUAAAGUUUCUGAUGGAAAGAAAUAGUAUCAAUGCUCUUCAUGGCCAAGUUACAGUCGGGACGCUUAUAUUGCAGGAUUGUGCUGUUGGCUUGCUGUUUGCACUUCUUCCAAUUUUGAGUGGUACAUCUGGCCUUCUUCACGGAGUUGCAUCAAUGACCAAGUCGCUGGUGGUAUUGAUAUCAUUCCUGACCAUUCUCUCUAUCCUCUCCCGCACCGGCGUUCCUUGGUUUCUUAAACUGAUGAUAAGUCUGUCAUCACAGACAAAUGAACUAUACCAGCUGGCAUCAGUUGCAUUCUGCUUGUUAUUUGCUUGGUGUAGUGAUAAGUUGGGCUUGAGUCUCGAGUUGGGUUCAUUUGCAGCUGGAGUAAUGAUAUCAACAACAGACCUUGCACAACAUACUCUUGAACAAAUCGAACCUAUCCGCAACUUUUUCGCUGCUCUUUUCCUUGCCAGCAUUGGGAUGCUAAUUAAUGUCCAUUUCUUGUGGAACCAUGUGGAUAUACUCCUUGCAGCGGUAAUUUUGGUGAUCACCGUAAAGACCUUUAUUGUUGCUAUUGUCGUAAAAGGAUUUGGGUAUAGCAACAAAACAUCUCUUCUUGUCGGCAUGUCUCUUGCACAAAUAGGAGAGUUUGCUUUUGUUCUCCUAAGCCGUGCUUCAAGUAUCCAUCUCAUCGAGGGCAAGCUAUACCUGCUGCUUCUUGGAACCACUGCACUUAGUUUGGUGACAACCCCUUUGCUAUUCAAAAUGAUCCCAGCAGUGGUCCACCUCGGGGUUCUUUUGAGAUGGUUUUCUGUCGAUACCAAUCAGGUGGAGUUUGUAGCAGAUAUACAAGGGUGGAGGCAAGAGAAUUCAACUCAGAUCUUGCUCAUAGGGCGAGAUCAAUCCUCCCCCAUCAUGGCGACUGCAAGGGCAAUUGGGUAUGCCGUUUUUGAGAGCAGUGUCUUGGAUGAUUGGUGCAGAAACAAGGCGCUGGACUCCUCGGCUCUGCAUGCGCCGUCGCUCCGCGUGCGUAUUACUGCUGGAUAUGACUCUCGCACCGCACAACUCUAUCUACACCCCAAUCCUUCCGUUCGCUACAGGGAAUCUGCAAACCCAGCAUCCGUCCUCUCCACCGCUAUCCUAUCCACCGCAGCAACCGCUCCUCUCGCGGCAGCCCUGCGAAGUGUCCACGUCCUCCCCGAUGGCAUCCUGGGGAAGCCGGCGGUCUCCCUCAAAUCCGAGGGAAUUAGGGACGGAGGGAAGGAGGCAGUGCCCGCCGGAGAGUGCAGGGGCGGGUCAGCGAAGGGGGCCAGGAAGCGUCACUCACCCUGUCGUCGGCGGCGAAGAGAGUUGAGGCGGGCGCGGACGGACUCGGAGGAGAGCUCUAUAGCGCGGUCGCCCAUUCGCCAUCGAUGGAGAAGAAUGAAUCAUAAUAAUUGUGAUGAAGCUAGUGACGACAUUACCGGUUUCGGCCGGAGUCUUCCAAUUCUAGGCUUCUAUGGAGGGUGGAACCCACGGUUGCAACCAUUUGCUCAGCAGUACCCAUUUUUCCAGGGAGGGUGGACCGCAGCUCUGAACCAAGGGUUCAUGCCACUCCCAACUCCAGCAUCAUCUCAUGCACCCCAUGCUCAAAAUCAGCCUGUCGCUGCAACGGUCGAGAGUGUUGAACAAGCAGUAAUGAAAAAGAGUCAGGGUGAUGGGGAAGGAGCAUCGGUGGUAGCUGGUCGACGACGCAAGGUCGUACCUAGUCGCAGCAAGUUAUCCAACUUCUCCCCAAAAGAAGAUGUGUUCCUUGUGAAGUCAUGGUUGGAAAUUAGCUGUGACCCAAUUAUAAACACAGGGCAGAAGAAGGAGGGGUUCUGGGCUAGAAUUACAAGCCAGUACAAUAAAAAGAGGGGUUCCUUUCCUGAGAGAAGUUUCAGAUCGCUGCAGAGUCGUUGGGAAACUAUCAAGGCUGAAGCGAGUAAAUUUGCAGGGCACAUGGCAAAUGUUUUUCAAGACAAUCCGAGCGGGAUGAGUGAUGCAGAUAAGGACGAGCCUAAGUGGAUGGAGCUCAACAUCAGAGGGGCACAACCUGGAGACGACGAUGCAAUAGCUGAUCACAUUCCCAACAUCGAUCAUGACCCGAAGACACCGUCUUCUCAGUACUCAGGGAGCAAGAGGCCUAUGGGGAGGGAUGCAGCUAAAAGAGAAGCUAAGAAAUCAGCCUCUUCCUCCCCGUCAGAUUCAUCUCAGUAUGUUUCAAAGUUACAGGACCUGUCGAUAAAAAAGAUUUCAAUAUGGCAAGAAGAAAAUGCGAAGAAAGGCUCUCGCUAUGAGAAAAUGGCACGGUCUGAGUAA